CUUUCCUACAUUCAACAUCGGUGGCCAUGGCAUCUGCUCAAGACCGCGUCCUGUCCACUCCGGAACUCCUCGAGCACAUCCUAGCUCAACUCCCCACCCGCGACCUGCUCUUCGCCCAACGCCUCUCACGCCACUUCCGAAAAGCAAUAACAUUGUCUCCAAGUCUCCAACAAUUGCUCUUCUUCCAUGCUUCCCCUUUUAAGGAGGACCGCCAAUGGACUCUCAAUCCUCUCCUGCGGGAAGUUUUGGUACCAUGGUUCGUCCGUCCCAGCAACCGCUGGGCGAUGCCGACCUACGAGAGCAUUGAACUGCUGGACGGACUAGACGAUGAAUCCGGAAGGCAAGCAUUCCUGCGGCCCGAAGCCAGCUGGCGAAGAAUGCUCCUCAUCCAGCCGCCGCCCACUUCACUCUCGGUUGUGAAGUUCUGCCAUGCGAUGAUGGGAGACUUCUGCAAUGAAGCUAAAGUCCCUUUCAAGGGCUCCAAAUCCGGUGGCGUGACCAUGGGCGUCAUCUACGACAUCACGGAGUCUUUUCUUCGCCAUGAGAGGGUUGCAUCGUUCGGUCUGUCGAUUCUUGACUUGGAAGAGGGGCCGCAGAUCACGCUGUAUUUGACGUACACCGUGCAGUGUUGCAUUGACACUGAUUUGCGGAAAUGGAGCCUACGAUCCGAAGCGGCGGAGAUACAGGAGCAGCAUUUGGAGUAUAAGGAGAGGGAAGAGAGUGCAGAGAGGAAAAGGUUCGAUAGGACUUGGACGAGCGAUUUAACAGUUGAAAAGGGUGGUGUUGAUUCCGUCGAGUUUGAGCGGUGGCAGAGGGAUCGGGCGCCGAUUUCUUCAUUGCUUUCGGAUGUAAGGUGAUUUCCUAGCCCGCAAUCGUCUUCCAGUUAAGGACGGGGUGGUGCACUCUCCUUUCUACAAGUCUUAUGGGUGUUCAUCUGCUUCAGCGUAACUCCCACUUUGUCAAUCUUUCGAGGAUUUAUUCAAGCCCGUGGGGGUUCCCCAACUUCAACACUCACGCGGAUCUGCAAGAGUUAGUGUCAGAGAGAGCUUCCAGAGCGUAUGUUAAAUUGGGCACGGCGCAACACUGUCUGUCGCUCAGGCGGGCCUGAGAUCUUCCUCGGGGCACAAGGAAUUUGAUCGAACAGUUUCUAGUGGACGUGCCUUCAAUCACCGAUCUCUUAGCUGAAAAUGUCAUUCCGAAACUCCGAACAUUGACCCGGAAUGUAUAAUUUUUCAACACUUACCGUGGUCCAGACGUCCCUGCAGCCCUUAGUUCGGUAUAUAUUAGGGU
Molecule: messenger RNA, 1290 nt
Organism: Trematosphaeria pertusa
Lineage: Eukaryota; Fungi; Ascomycota; Dothideomycetes; Pleosporales; Trematosphaeriaceae
Exons: 1
Coding region: 27-857 (276 amino acids)
Molecular function (GO): protein binding
Source: RefSeq, a predicted model, not a curated record